Molecule: messenger RNA, 2753 nt
Organism: Sorex fumeus (smoky shrew)
Lineage: Eukaryota; Metazoa; Chordata; Mammalia; Eulipotyphla; Soricidae
Gene: RNF220
Product: ring finger protein 220
Exons: 14
Coding region: 115-1899 (594 amino acids)
Biological process (GO): protein ubiquitination
Molecular function (GO): ubiquitin protein ligase activity; metal ion binding
Source: RefSeq, a predicted model, not a curated record
ACAGGAGGGGAUGAUCCCCCAGUAAUACCUGCUGCCCUGAUCCAAGGUGCCCCUUGGCCUCCCUCCCAGGGACUGCUGCUUCUUGUGUGACACCGGCCGCAGAAAGACACUCCGAUGGACUUACACCGGGCAGCCUUCAAGAUGGAGAACUCAUCCUACCUCCCCAACCCACUGGCCUCGCCAGCACUGAUGGUCCUGGCGUCCACAGCAGAGGCCAGCCGUGAUGCAUCUAUCCCAUGCCAGCAGCCACGCCCCUUUGGCGUACCUGUCUCGGUAGACAAGGACGUGCACAUCCCAUUCACCAAUGGUUCCUACACCUUUGCCUCGAUGUACCAUCGGCAAGGUGGGGUACCGGGCACUUUUGCCAAUCGUGAUUUCCCCCCUUCUUUACUGCACCUCCACCCUCAAUUUGCACCCCCAAAUCUAGAUUGCACUCCCAUCAGUAUGCUGAAUCAUAGUGGCGUGGGGGCUUUCCGUCCCUUCGCUUCCACUGAGGACCGGGAGAGCUAUCAGUCAGCCUUUACGCCGGCCAAGCGACUUAAGAACUGCCAUGACACAGAGUCUCCCCACUUGCGCUUCUCAGAUGCUGAUGGCAAGGAAUAUGACUUUGGGACACAGCUGCCAUCUAGCUCCCCUGGUUCACUUAAGGUCGAUGACACUGGGAAGAAGAUUUUUGCUGUCUCAGGCCUCAUUUCGGAUCGGGAAGCAUCAUCCAGCCCGGAGGAUCGGAAUGACAGAUGCAAGAAAAAGGCAGCAGCUUUGUUUGACAGCCAGGCCCCUAUCUGCCCCAUCUGCCAGGUCCUGCUCAGGCCCAGCGAGUUGCAAGAGCAUAUGGAGCAAGAACUGGAACAGCUGGCACAGCUGCCCGCCAGCAAAAAUCCCCUUCUGAAGGAUGCCAUGGCUCCCGGCACACCCAAGUCCCUCCUGUUGUCUGCCUCCAUCAAGAGGGAAGGAGAGUCCCCCACGGCGUCCCCGCACUCAUCAGUCACCGAUGACCUGCACCACUCGGACAGAUACCAGACCUUCCUGCGAGUGCGAGCCAACCGGCAGACCCGGCUGAAUGCUCGGAUUGGGAAAAUGAAACGGAGGAAGCAAGAUGAAGGGCAGGUAUGUCCCCUGUGCAGCCGCCCCCUGGCAGGAUCGGAGCAGGAGAUGAGUAGGCAUGUGGAGCGUUGCCUGUCGAAGAGGGAAGGUUCCUGCGUGGCCGAGGAGGAUACCGUGGACAUCGAGCAGGAGAACAGCAACCGCUUUGAAGAGUAUGAGUGGUGCGGGCAGAAGCGGAUACGGGCCACCACUCUCCUGGAGGGUGGCUUCCGAGGCUCCGGCUUCGUCAUGUGCAGCGGCAAAGAGAACCCAGAUAGCGAUGCGGACCUGGACGUGGAUGGGGACGACACUCUGGAGUAUGGGAAGCCACAGUACACGGAGGCCGACGUCAUCCCCUGCACGGGCGAGGAGCCCGGAGAAGCCAAGGAGCGAGAGGCGCUGCGGGGCGCAGUCCUGAAGCAAGUUGGCGGCCCCCCCAGCACCCGAAUCACACCCGAGUUCUCUAAGUGGGCCAGCGACGAGAUGCCCUCGACCAGCAAUGGGGAGAGCAGCAAGCAGGAGGCCAUGCAGAAGACCUGCAAGAACAGCGACAUCGAGAAAAUCACCGAGGAUUCGGCGGUGACCACGUUUGAGGCCCUGAAGGCUCGGGUCAGGGAACUUGAACGGCAGCUCUCCCGGGGGGACCGUUACAAAUGCCUCAUCUGCAUGGACUCCUACUCGAUGCCCCUGACGUCCAUCCAGUGCUGGCACGUGCACUGUGAGGAGUGCUGGCUGCGGACCCUGGGGGCCAAGAAGCUCUGCCCCCAGUGCAACACCAUCACGGCGCCCGGAGACCUGCGGAGAGUCUACCUGUGAGCUGGCCGCCGCGGCCUCCCCUUUGUCCAGCCCUGCCCAGGGCGCCCGUGUACACGCACGCACACACACGCACACACACGCAGGACUCGAGCCAGCGCGCGGGCCCAGGGCCGGGCCCUACCCGCUGGCUCCCCAGGAUGGGGGACCAUAGGCGUUCCAGGUUCUAUUCCGGGGGGAGGGCAGGGAGAGGGGGCGGGCGGAGUGGCUGGCGGGGCAGGGGUCCUGCCACCCAGCCCCGAGACAGACAGACUGACAGACCGACAUGCAGACACCAGACUGAAGCACAUGUAAUAUAGACCGUGUAUGUUUACAAUGUUGUGUAUAAAUGGGACCGCACCAGGCCCUCCGCCCCGCCCCUCCUCUCGGCUUGUACGAUUUUCUUCUUUUUUUAAGAAGACCUGGACGCGGUGUCUCCAGGGCUGGCUGGGGGCUCGGCCCAUCCACCCGGGGUGCCUGCCCCUCCCCUCCUGUGGUGUCCCUCCCCUCUCCCGUGUGCUCCGUGGUCAGUGGUGUAUAUUUCUUCUCCCUACAGGGGGCGCGAGCCCCGAGGGACAUGAUCCUCUCCUUAGUCUUAGCUCCUGGGGCUUCUAGAAGGAGUCGGGGAGGCGGGAGGUGCAGGAAACGGGACCCGGGCUGAGCGGGGGCUGAGAUGGGGCCGGACGAGGGUGCCCCUGGCUGCCCAGCCUCCUGCCCAGAACUAUCCCUGGGACGAGCUGCUGUUCCAGGGUCAGCGUGGUCUCCCCGCCCCCUGCAGCCCCGUGGUGUGAUGCUGUGUCUGUAUAUUCUAUACAAAGGUACUUGUCCUUCCCCUUUGUAAACUACAUUUGACAUGGAUUAAACCAGUAUCAACAGCA